AUGGAACCAAAACUGUGGUCCCCGAAUGUCUGUAUCGUCAACUCGAAAUCCACAAAAGUGCACGAUUCCCCUAAACCCAACAUCCUCCUCAUGAUAUUUCCCAACUGGACCAUCUGGCUAAACUACCGUAUUCGAUCCGAGGCACCGUGUCAGAUGAAUUUGAGAAACUUCCCGUUGGAUAGUAUCAGAUGUUCCUUGGUUUUCGAGAGUUACUCCUAUAAUGCUGCUGACGUGGAGUUACAAUGGUUGGAAUGGUCACCGGUGUGUACAGUAAGAAGUGACUAUAAUCUUCCGGACUUUCGAAUGACGAAUAUCACGUAUGGAAGUAUUACGGAGGCCUAUACCGCAGGAAUGUGGCACCGUCUCUCCGUGUCCAUUCACUUAGAACGUCUCUACGGUUUCUAUAUCCUUCAAAUGUAUCUUCCCACCUACAUAUCUGUAUUCAUAUCAUGGAUUGCUUUCUGGAUGGAUACGAAAGCACUCCCUGCUAGAAUCACACUUUCUGUCUCUUCGUUAAUGGCAUUAACGUUCCAGUUUGGCCUCCUACGUCAAAGCAAUCGAUAUCUGGAUGUUCAGUUGUGUUGGAUGUUCGCUCUCUUCAAUCUGGUCUAUUGGUCCUACUACUUGACGACAAGUAUGAAUCCGGUUUACACAUGA
Molecule: messenger RNA, 657 nt
Organism: Caenorhabditis remanei
Lineage: Eukaryota; Metazoa; Nematoda; Chromadorea; Rhabditida; Rhabditidae
Exons: 4
Coding region: 1-657 (218 amino acids)
Biological process (GO): signal transduction; regulation of membrane potential; nervous system process
Cellular component (GO): neuron projection; synapse; membrane
Molecular function (GO): extracellular ligand-gated monoatomic ion channel activity; transmembrane signaling receptor activity; chloride channel activity
Source: RefSeq, a predicted model, not a curated record